Messenger RNA from Megalopta genalis, 1388 nucleotides. The record is from RefSeq and is a predicted model, not a curated record. Lineage: Eukaryota; Metazoa; Arthropoda; Insecta; Hymenoptera; Halictidae.
CGUAUUUAACUCGAAUUUCGCGGAAUGCACAAGCUACCCCUCUCGUUCCUGUUGCUCACCUGCGUCGGCUACUGGAGGCCGACCACCUGGCCGGCGAACUCGUUGAAAUACUGGCUGUACAAUGCGUACUCGUUGAUCAUGAUCUUUCUGCUGUACCUUUUCACGUUCUACGCGUUCGUCGACGCCAUAAUUAGCAAGGAUCUGAACACCACCACCGACAAGUUCUCGCUCUGCAUCUCGGUGCUCGGCGUUUGCAUGAAGGUCGCCAAUCUGUUCAUUCAGCGCAAGAGGAUCGUCAGCGUGGUGAACAGCCUGUUGAAGAAGAUCCAUGUGCCAAGGGACGAGGAGGAGAUGAUCAUACAGCGGAAGUUCGACAACCAUGCCAGAAAGCUGACGCUGUACUGCGAGGUGCUGAACGAAUCGGCAGCGUCUGUCGGGACAGUGGGUCAAUUGAACCAACUAAUCAGCACAAGGACCCUGCCGAUCUCGAACUGGGCGCCUUACGAUCUGUCCUCGCCGACGAUCUACGCCGCGUCUUGGAUCCAGCAAACGCUGAGCCUGUUGGUGUGCGCGAACACCAGCGUGGCCCACGAGACCCUGAUCUCCGGGCUGAUGAUCCAGAUCAGCGCGCAAUUCGAAAUAUUCUGCCAUCGAGCGAGAUCGCUACCAGCUUUGCUGACGGAAGCAGAGAGAUUAUCCCAAUCCGCGGCGGACUUGAAGAUCAGAAGGAAGAAGAUUCUGAAGAACUUGAUCGAGCACCAGCUCGGGAUCUACAAAUUCGCACACAAUGUGAACACGGUUUUCCAGUACAUGAUCCUUCUGCAGCUCAUGGUGAGCUCCAUGGUGCUCUGCCUGACUAUUUACAAAAUGUCGACGGCGCACUCGCUCGACGUGAACUUCGCAUGGAGCUUAUCCUAUUUGUGCAGCAUGCUCAUGCAGGUGUAUUUAUACUGCUGGUACGGAAACGAGGUGACGUUGAAGAGCACAAAAGUCUGCGACGCCAUUUACCAGAUGGACUGGACCUCGCUUCCAGUGAGCAUAGUGAAAGACCUGCUGAUGAUCAUGAUGAGGUCCAGGAAGCCUGUCAAAAUGUCCAGCGCCCAGGUCAUCACUCUGUCCACGGAGUCGUUCGUCACCGUUAGUUGAGAAACUGUUCGCCUCGUUCAUGGAAACGAACGCUGUUUAACGAUCGUGAAUUCCAGAUCAUAAAGAUGAGCUACUCGUCGUACAACAUCUUGAAGGACUCGUCUAACAACUAACAGGUUCACCACCGGUCACGCUUACUUGAUAUUGUAAUUUUGUAACUUUCGUAAGAAUACUCGCGGAGACGUCAUUACUACGACCAACAAUUCCAUAUCAGAGGCGGAAAAUAAAUCGGCAUGAUCAUC